Chenopodium quinoa (quinoa) is the source of this 1393-nucleotide messenger RNA. RefSeq lists its product as uncharacterized. The transcript is spliced from 2 exons. The record is from RefSeq and is a predicted model, not a curated record. NCBI's taxonomy places the organism in Eukaryota, Viridiplantae, Streptophyta, Magnoliopsida, Caryophyllales, Amaranthaceae. The coding region runs from base 49 to 765 and encodes 238 amino acids.
GAGUAGUUCUGGGAUACUACCAACACUUUUCAUUUUGUUUGGGGGGAGAUGACGGUGACCCCCCUAGACUUCAGUAUGAUCAGCGGGUUGCGCUUCACCGACCGGGCUGUAGCUCAGAUGUCUGAUCUGUCUUGGGGAUCGGCUGAGACAGCUGAUUUGUUGGGUCCGAUCGUUCAGUACAUCAGGUCCCGACCAGUGUCUCGAGAUGGUCCUAGGAGCGGACGAUCAGAGCUGGCUUCAGUUUUAGCUCGUGGCUUCGACAUGGAGGAUACGACGGCUGAGCAGCGAGUGCGAAUUUUCAUCCUGAUCCUGAUUUCUAUGACCCUUUCUCCCGAUAGGAGCUCACGUGUACUCCUUUGCUACCUCCCCGCUCUGGUCAGGAUCCAUGAGAUAGGAUCCUAUAGCUGGGCCAACCUUGGAUACGCCGAUCUCCUUUUAUCGCUACGUCAUGGCUGUCGGCAGCUGAAUGACGAGUCUCCCAUCACCGUCUAUGGUCUGUGGAGAGUCGUAGAGCUAUGGUUCUACGAGUACUUCCCAGGCUUGGCUCCUUGCCGACGUCGUGGAGCGGUCCAUGAUUUCCCUGUCGGGGCCAGCUGGCGUGAUCGAGGAGAGUCGCGGGUGGAGUCUGUCCCUGCACUGCGUGGGCUGCUACGCCAAGGCACCUCUUCUGUCGGCGUAAGAAUCAGUUUUGUUGCUGUUAUUUUCCCUCUGACAUUGUUUCUGUUGUUUCACGCCGACUUUUUAUGGUUUUCAGGUUGCCAUUGAUGUCCAAUAUCGUCCUUGGGCCGGGAUGACUGAUCUACCUGAGGCCUUGCGUCUUUCUGCGCACCGCACCAUUUUGGUUGGUACCGAACUCUUUGUCUGGUAUUUAGGGGAGCGAGUCGUUCGUCAGCAUAGCGGCGAUCGUUUUGUGGUGCCCUCAUCUCCACCAGAAUCGAUGCUGAACUCACGCUUGAUCAGAGAGUUGGUCAACAGGGGAGAGCGCUAUACUUUUCCAUGGCAGGAGCUUGUACACAUGGAGAGUGACUAUGCGCGGGAUUUGCUUCCCUCUCUGGCAACUCCACCUCGUCUUCCUGAGGUAUGAUUUCUUUUGAGGAUCUUCUUUAUUAAUCUCUGUUUUAAAUAGUCGAAUAACUUGAUUAUUCGAUCAUAUUUUCAGACGACUAUUCGCCCUGUGGGGAGGAUCGAGAUUCCUCCUCAGUCUGUUCACUAUCCAGGGCCAAUUGGUAUCACAGAGGACCAUAUUGCUGACGCGCCAGAGGGUUACAGACAGGCGCAGGAGUCUCUGCCCGAGGUCUUUGAGCUGGUGAGUUUUCUUGGUUGCAUUAUUCAUCCUUUUAACACUGUUUGUUACUGACUUUUCUUUGUUUUAUCCUCAGCCUAACCGUCCGGA